Penicillium atrosanguineum is the source of this 1038-nucleotide messenger RNA. RefSeq lists its product as uncharacterized. The coding region runs from base 1 to 1038 and encodes 345 amino acids. Gene Ontology annotation, molecular function: NAD+ binding; oxidoreductase activity, acting on the CH-OH group of donors, NAD or NADP as acceptor. The transcript has a single exon. The record is from RefSeq and is a predicted model, not a curated record. Lineage: Eukaryota; Fungi; Ascomycota; Eurotiomycetes; Eurotiales; Aspergillaceae. Gene Ontology annotation, biological process: fatty acid metabolic process.
AUGCCCGAAUAUACCCACCAUAUCGCCCUCCUAGGCGCAGGCACAAUCGGCCUCUCAAUGCUAGCCCUCCACCUCCGCCGCCCCGACACAAAAGUAACAGUCUUCGACCCACGCCCAGACUACGAAGUCCUCCUGCGCGCCCAGCUCCCCUCAUUUAUAGACUCGACCCUAACAGGAUCACACUCCGAUCCACAGAAUGCAAUCACCGCUCUGAUCGAAUCAUCCCGCCUCUCAUUGGCAGCAUCCAUCCAAGACGCCGUGCAGAGCGCGACUAUCAUCCAAGAACAGACGCCGGAGAAACUCGACUCGAAACAGGCUCUUUGGAAGGAAGUUGUGAGGUUUGCGGAUACGGAGGCUCAUCUUUGGAGUAGCUCUUCUGGGAUUGCGGCUUCCAUGCAGGUUGCUGAGUGUGAGGAGAAUGUCAGGGAGAGGUUGGUUGUUGCGCAUCCGUUUAACCCGCCUCAUUUGAUGCCUCUCGUUGAGAUUGUGCCUGGGUUGCAGACUAGACCUGAGCGAGUGGCCUUCGUGAAGGCUUAUUUCGAGGCUGUGCCUGGUCCUUCGCAUCUUCCUGGUUCGAAGGAUUCUCAGGACCAAGGACAACAUUAUCGGCCUGUUAUACUGCAUAAAGAGGUACCUGGGUUCGUGGGCAAUAGGCUUGCUUUUGCGCUGAUGCGGGAAGCGUGCUAUCUGGUUGGGGAGGGGGUAGUAUCGGCUCGAGAUCUGGAUUCUAUUGUGACUUCUAGUCUGGGACCGAGGUGGGCUGGCAGUGGUGUUUUUGAGAGUUAUCAUGCUGGUGGUGGGGAGGGUGGGAUUGCGGGGUUUUUGGACAAGUUGGCGCCGACCAUGAAGGAUGUUUGGGGAGAUUUGGGGCAGAUUGAUAUUCAGACAGAGGGAGGCGAUGAGAAGUGGAGAGAUGUCGUUGUUCGUGAGACGGAGGAGGCGUAUGGACCUCGUACUUCGGAAGAAACGCGGCAGAGAAAGGAGGUUAUGUUGAGGGGGACUAUUGAGAUGCAGAAGCAGUGCUGGAGCAAGGAGUGA